Stegodyphus dumicola is the source of this 1062-nucleotide messenger RNA. RefSeq lists its product as uncharacterized. Gene Ontology annotation, cellular component: nucleus; cytoplasm. The record is from RefSeq and is a predicted model, not a curated record. Gene Ontology annotation, biological process: regulation of canonical NF-kappaB signal transduction. Lineage: Eukaryota; Metazoa; Arthropoda; Arachnida; Araneae; Eresidae. Gene Ontology annotation, molecular function: K63-linked polyubiquitin modification-dependent protein binding.
AUGUGUGCAAGGAAGUCAACGUUUAUUGAUUGUUAUGUUUUUCUAAUAUCUGAUUGCCGUUGCUUUUUCAUGUGGGAAAAAAAUUCUUUUGAUGAAAUGACUUCAUUUGAAGUUUUGCCUAAUCAGAAUGGUCUCUCUGAGUCUUUUGAUUCAGCAGAAUUCAGUUUUAUCCCAGCAUCAAAUCCUGAAGAAAAUUUUGAUUUGACCAACAUGCACUCUGCAAUGACAUCUUCUACAGCAGAUCUUAGUGUUGAAAUUCAAGCACGGCUUGUUGAACUUUUGGAAGAAAAUGCAGCAUUGAAAGAAGCUCUGAAGAAAAACAAUGUUAUCAUGCAGGAGCAGAUGAGCACUGUCACUGCCUGGCAUAGUCAAGUGACAGCUUCAAUGUCACUGCAUCAAAAUUCCUUACAUGAAUCUCGAAAAAUAAUUCAGCAACUUGAGAAAGAGAAUGCAGAGCUUCAAUUGAAAGUAAAAGAAUUAGAAAGAAAAUCUGAUACAUCUUCUUCUGAUCAUGCAAGCUUCGCUAUGAUUAAUUCCACAAAUGAAGAAACAGGAGAUUCUGCAGAUAAACCAAAACCUACAUGUGGAUCCUCUUCUGACAAUAAGGAGUGUAAAAGAUGCUGUGAGGUAUUGAAAAAACAAACUGAAGAAUGUCAAAAUGCUCACAAAGAAAGAAAAUCUGUAGAUGAGGAGAUAAUUCAAAGGUUGCAACAAGAAGUCAUUAUUUUAUAACAUGCAUUGAAAUCUGCACAAAGCAGUUCCACUGAAACAAGCCAGUGCUUGUCAAGUGUGCAAGCAGAAUAUGAAGAGCUAAAAGCUGAAUAUGAUAAAGUGAUGAAAUUUCUUGGGGAAUACAGAGAAGAUAAAAAGCAUAAGGAGUCAAAUGAAAAGUGUGAAGAUACAACUAAUCGGAUGAAACCUGAAUCUGGGCAAGAGCAGGAAGAAGCUUGAAAAUUAAAAUUUGAUAUUCAUCAAAAUGAACUAGAAAUGUUACGUUCUCUUAUUGAAAAAUAUAAAGAGAGGAGUGAAACAUUAAAAUGUUUUUUUUUUUUUUUUUUUUUU